CACCUCGGGGCUUAAACACUCGCGUGCGUGUGCGCGCGGAUGAGGGGACUUGAUUUGUCCCAAAAGCUGCUGCGUUUAGUCUGUGCGCUGAGCGCAGGGGAAUGAGUGGAGCGCGAGCGGUGGGACUGAGACUGGAGUCUGGAGGGAGUUCUGGAGGACGCAGUGGGGUCACAGUUUACCUCCGGAACUGGGAUUAAACCGCCUGGGAUUAUGCCACUUCAUUCCUGUAUCACUCGGAGGAAUCCUGCUUUAGUGUCUUUUCUGGACUGCUCGCAUGUGCCAGUUCCUUCCUAACAGCGCUUUACUGCUCAAGUCCAUGACCGGAGAGGCAGCAGGACAGAGAGAUGGAAAGGGGUGGAGAAAUCAAGAGCAUCGAACUGCAGCAUCUACCCACAGUCACCUGAGCUACUGGAAGGUGAUGCUCUUGAUGUGCGUGUGUCUGCUGGGUCUUGUUGAUGGGUUGAUGCUUACAGAGGACAGAGAAGAGUCCCAGCCUGCUGCACUGAGGGCCGAAGCUAAAAUGGCACAAAACCAGCAGCACCAGCCACGGUGGCAGAGCAAAACUGCCUGGGCUGACCUUUAUGACCCAUCCUUGGUGGAGGAAGGUGAGGAGUUCAAGAGCAGGUGGCAACGUUCUCCAGCAGGCUCUGCUGCUUCCGGAAAAAAAAGAGGCAAGGACCGCAAGAGCCGAAAGCGGCACAGAGACAACGGGGACUGUCGUCUGGAGAAGAAGCAGCUGCGGGUGCGUGACCUGGGGCUGGGCUACGAUUCGGAUGAGAUUGUACUGUUUAAAUACUGCGUGGGGACGUGUGAGAAAUCCCGCAAAAACUACGAUGUGGCACUCAAAUACUUAAUGGACAAUGGUGGUAUCACAGAACCCAAGGUUAGUACUCAGCCCUGCUGCCGGCCAACACGCUUUGAGACUGUCUCCUUUAUGGAUGCUCGGACCAUCUGGCAGACCAUCAGAUGGCUCUCUGCGGCCAACUGCAGCUGUGUGGGAUGA
Messenger RNA from Colossoma macropomum (tambaqui), 1003 nucleotides. Its product is annotated as artemin. Lineage: Eukaryota; Metazoa; Chordata; Actinopteri; Characiformes; Serrasalmidae. The record is from RefSeq and is a predicted model, not a curated record. Gene Ontology annotation, molecular function: growth factor activity; glial cell-derived neurotrophic factor receptor binding; receptor tyrosine kinase binding. The transcript is spliced from 4 exons. Bases 275 to 1003 code for a protein of 242 amino acids.